UUGACCACACUCUUGGAGAACGGUUCCCCAAAGCUUCAGCCAUGAAUUCAUCCAGCAUCCUUUUGUUUGUUCAUUCCGUCCAGUUCAAUGCCACCUUGGACUUUAACGAGACCCUCCUGCUCAAUAACCUCAGCAGCAUCGAGUUCUGCGAGCAAGUUUUCAUCAAGACCGAGGUGUUUUUAACCCUGGGGAUUAUCAGCUUGCUGGAGAACAUCCUGGUGAUCCUGGCCAUCCUGAAGAACAAGAACCUCCACUCGCCCAUGUACUUUUUCCUCUGCAGCUUGGCCGUGGCCGACAUGCUGGUCAGCGUGUCCAACGCUUUGGAGACCAUCGUCAUUGCCGUGCAGAACAAAUACCUGGACAUCGGGGACCAGCUCCUCCAGCAGCUGGAUGAUGUUUUUGACUCUUUGAUCUGCAUCUCUCUGGUGGCUUCUAUCUGCAGCCUCCUGGUGAUUGCUAUAGACCGCUACAUCACGAUUUUCUACGCCUUGCGCUAUCACAGCAUCAUGACGGUGAAGAAAGCGUUGGCUUUGAUCGUGGUCAUCUGGGUCUCCUGCAUCAUCGGUGGCAUCGUCUUCAUCGUCUACUCCGAGAGCAAGACGGUCAUCGUGUGCCUCAUCACCAUGUUCUUCACCAUGCUUGUCCUGAUGGCCACCAUGUACGUCCACAUGUUCCUGUUUGCCCGCCUCCACGUCAAACGGAUCGCAGCCCUGCCCGUCGACGGCGUGGUGCAGCAGCGGACGUGCAUGAAGGGCGCCAUCACGAUCACCAUCCUCUUGGGGGUCUUCGUUGUGUGCUGGGCUCCUUUCUUUCUCCACCUCAUCCUCAUCAUCUCCUGCCCCGGCAACUCCUACUGCAUCUGCUACGGUGCCUACUUCAACACGUACUUAAUCCUCAUCAUGUGCAACUCAGUCAUCGACCCCCUCAUCUACGCCUUCCGCAGUCUGGAGAUGCGGAAGACCUUCAAGGAGAUCAUAUGCUGCUACGGCAUGAAUUUUGGAAAGUGCGGUUAGA
This is a messenger RNA of Nanorana parkeri, 1014 nucleotides long. RefSeq names its product melanocortin 3 receptor (gene MC3R). Gene Ontology annotation, biological process: G protein-coupled receptor signaling pathway. Gene Ontology annotation, cellular component: membrane. The record is from RefSeq and is a predicted model, not a curated record. The coding region runs from base 42 to 1013 and encodes 323 amino acids. Gene Ontology annotation, molecular function: peptide hormone binding; melanocyte-stimulating hormone receptor activity. The transcript has a single exon. Lineage: Eukaryota; Metazoa; Chordata; Amphibia; Anura; Dicroglossidae.